Messenger RNA from Entamoeba dispar SAW760, 1947 nucleotides. RefSeq lists its product as uncharacterized. Bases 1 to 1947 code for a protein of 648 amino acids. The record is from RefSeq and is a predicted model, not a curated record. The transcript has a single exon. Lineage: Eukaryota; Evosea; Mastigamoebida; Endamoebidae.
AUGUUAAGUUUUGAUUACUAUGGCUUUGGUCAAUCCAAUGGCUGGAUAAAUAAAGUUAGUAAUUUAGAAGAUUAUCAAAGUAGAGUAUCUACUUUAUUAAAAAAACUACAAGAACAGAAACCAAAUAAUGGCAUCUAUACUUCUAAAACCAACACUGGUAAAAAUUACUCUUGCAUUAAUAGUGAGAUCGAUUGCAUUAAUCAAUUUGUUAAUAAUUUAUUUAGAUGUAAUGAUUGUAGUAUUCCACAUUUAGAUGGCACUAAUUAUUUUAAAGUAUUCCGACUCGUUAACAAUAUCUUUAGACCAUCAUUAGUUGCUGAAUUUUUUGAAUUAUAUAAGGAAUGUUAUUACAAAAAAAGAGUACUCACUAGCAGAGAAUUUGUAAGUGAUGAAACCAAUUCAGAAGUUAUUGAAUUAAGUAAAAAACUUUGGUGUCUUUUCAAGAAAAUUUUAAAACCCACUAUUUAUGAAAUUGAAAAUUGUGGCACUGAGACUGGAUACAAUGAAGAUCUAAGUGGACACACAAUGGAUCUUACUUCAGAUUAUUAUUGGGCUUUAUUCACUAACUUGUAUAAUACCAUCAGAAUCAGAAAUACUAAGAGUUAUAAAACACUGGGCACAGACGGUAGUAGCUCUGUUUCAGUUCAUCGACCUUCAAACAUUACAGUCUGCCCUUCCAAGAUUCAAAUUCCUUAUGAAAGCAUAUGUAAAAAAUUAGAAAAUCACAUAAGUGAUUUAAAAAGUCAAAUAAGUGAUUUAGAAAGUCAAAUAAGUGAUUUAAAAAGUCAAAUAAGAGGUUUAGAAGAGACAGGGCAAGAAAAGGAUCAGACAAUAACUAACUUAAACCAAAAAGUAAGUGAAUUAACACAAGAAAAAGAAGAGGCUGAAGCUAUUUUAAAUAGACUAACUGAAAUCCAUUAUGAGGAGUUAAAUAAGUUAAAGGAUAAAGUUGACAAGCAAAUUAACAAAUUAUGUCGUGAUAGAAAAGAUGAAAAGCAGAAGCAAGAGUCUGAGUACCAACGUAAAUUAAGUCUUAAAGAGGAAUGCUUUAACAAAGAAAUGGGACGAUUAACUGAAGAAAAUAACAAGUUUAAAAAUGACAAUUUAAGUCUUAGAAAAGAAUUAGAUGAUACAAAAGUAUUACUUUUUAUCAAAUUAUGUGGUAAAACACAAAUAAUUCUUCAAUCAAAAGCUAAAGAACAAGGAUUUGAAUAUAAGAUUGAGUUAAAACCAGAGAAAGAAAUAUUUAUAGUUCCAGUCUCUCAAUCAGAGAAAAGAAAGGAUAAAUUUAAAAUUAAAUUACCACGACUUACAAUUAAUAAAAUGGAUGAGGUUUUAGAAUACGAAGAGUUCUGUAUUAAUUUGAAGGAUGAAAAAAAAUUCUAUUAUAAUAAAAAAGGUUCCUGUAUUCUUGGUCAACAAUUGAAUCUACAGAUAGAAAUUGUGGAUGGUAAGAAAAAAGAAGAGCCAAUCUCCAAACAAACAAAACAAAAAGGAGGCAUACAAAAUAAUAUUGUUGAUGAGGAACAACAAGAAUUAAAUAAAGAGGUAGUUAAAGUGAGUGUUCCUAUUGACUAUUAUUUUGUCAAGGGUCCACAUAAAUUUGACUAUCAAGGAAUGGAAAUUAAACUUCCAAUAAGUCUUAAAACUCAAGAGGGUGAAAUUAUUUCACUCCUAACCCAAAAAGGACCAAUGAAAUUUCAGGUGAAUUCUGAGCCUACAAACUCUUAUAGAAGGGACGGUUUUGAUUUAAUUCAAACACUCUAUUUCCCAAAAAAGGAUGAGGGCCAAUCAGUUAUCCUUCCAGUACAUACUUAUGACGGUACUGUUGGUCCCAGUAUGUUUUUAGUUAAAGAUGGAUAUACGGUGCAAUAUUUUGGAAAAGGAUUCUUUUGUCCUCAUGGGGUUAGAGGAUCGUUAAAGGUAGUUGUAAAGCUAAUUGAAUAA